Spodoptera exigua (beet armyworm) is the source of this 1269-nucleotide messenger RNA. The record is from the annotation of a GenBank genome assembly. NCBI's taxonomy places the organism in Eukaryota, Metazoa, Arthropoda, Insecta, Lepidoptera, Noctuidae.
AUGCUAGAGGCCAAUAUUCAUGAGCAGCAUUCCGCGACACGCGACGCGGCGACUGUCGCGCUGCUACUGGCUACUCGAGUGACAGCGACAGUCGCUGAGUUACUUUCAGAUGAAGAAGCUAUAGUGCGUCCCUGUUCUUUUCAAGACAUAAAAUGCAUUCAGCAGUACUUUGUUCAAAAUUCUCAAUGCACCCUGCCAAGCGGACCUGCCCCGGACUCUUAUAGGGUUAAAAGUGUACCCAUGUAUAUACCCCAUGUCAAUGUGACCUUCAUCUUGACUGAUGUCGACAUUAAAGGGUUCAAUGACUAUAAAAUUGCUGAGUUUUAUGUAAACAAAAAGACAAAUACUGUCCUGUUGGAGGUGGAAUUCCGCAGACUUUGGAUUUAUUCUCCAAGAACUAUUAUAAGCUAUCACAGGAAAGGGAAGGAGCCGUUGGACUUAAUUGACUACGCGUUUAUAGAGUACUUAAAUCUAUCGCUUACAUUAACUGCGCCUCAAAUAAAUAACAUCGAUAUGUCCAAAAACCAUGUCUACACAUACGUCGGCAAACGAGCAGACGGAUUGCCUGAUGGUAAGCAAUCAGCGCCGCCCAUGGACACCCGCAACGGAGGAGUUAAGAACCACGCUUUUGCCAGGAACCCUCACUACGAACAAUCCAUCGUGAGACCUUGUUCCAUCCAUGACGUGAACUGCAUACGAGGUUUUUUCGCUUACAACACCCAAUGUUCCAUCGCCGAAGGACCAGCCCCAGAUCCAUUUGUGCCUGACAAGAUUUUCUUACCCACACCACAUGCGAAUCUUACUUUUACACUGAAUAAUCCUGAAAUCAAAGGCCUCAAUAGUUGGAAGAUUAAGGAGUUCUAUAUCAACAAAAUCACAGGCGUUUUAGUUAUGGAGGUGGUGUUUGACAGUAUUGUGGUGCAUACUCCUAAAUGUAUCGUCACGUAUUACCGGAGAGGCAAGGAACCACUACAAGCGGCUGAUUAUACCGAAAUUGAAUACAAAGGCCUAUCUAUGACCUUGACUAUUCCUGAUCUCAAGGACCCUCAGCUGUCUGAAGCUCAUGUCUUCACGUAUGUACCUGACAGCAAACCGGUGUACGUGCUAGGACCUGACAUUUAUAAGAUUAAAGAUCCUGAAUUUCAGAGGGCCAUCUUUGUGGCAGAAAGUAAAGUGGAGAUAAGUCUUGUGGAACUCUUUGUUUCUCAGGGACCAAUUCUCUUCUCCAAGUUCUUUCAAAGCAGUAUCUGUGAUACUGCACAUUACUGA